CGGGUCGCCGCGGCCCCAGGGUACUGGUCUCGGUCUCCCGCAGCCGGCCGGAGCUCCGAGCGCCCAGCCGGGCCCGGCUCCGGCGGCGGCCGCGGCUGCUUUCUGCUCACCUCGGCCGGGGCGUCCUCGGCGGCGGUGCCGGGGGACUUCACGGGGCUCUUUGAAAGAAACGUCUGACUCACUGCGACCCAGGGACUGGGAUCCUGCUGGUGUGGGCAGCCCCUGUGCUCUGACCCUCCUCCUGUCUCUGCGUCAGCCUCACUAGCCUUCCUGCUGUUCGCGUGCCGGCUUCCUCCUGGCCUCAGGAAAGUGGGGUGUGACGGUGAAGGGCAUGGGCCUUGUAGCAGCUGGCCUGGGUGCUCACCUCAGCCCUGUAACUCUGGGCGCGUUCCUUAGUGUCUCAGUUUUCCCAUUUGUAAAAUGGCGGUAACAAUACCACCUACCUCCUAGGGCUGCUGAAGACAGGAUGAGUUAGGAUGUGUGGGCACCUGGCAUGUAGUAAGCACUCAUGGUGUUAGUCCGGGACCUCCCUCCCUGCCAACACCUCACCCUCUGGGUCUAACCCUCACUUUCUCAGGGGCUUUUCAACCCACCCCCACCCCUAUGAAAUCAGGUUCGAUGCCCCUGAUCAUAUUUUCCAGCAGUCAAGGACCUUGUCUGUCCUAUUCCCACUGCAGUGUGGCGCGCCUGUCCGCUGAGUGUGUUGGAGCCCUGGUGUAGCUCAGGCCAGCUCUGCUUCUGGCCUGGCCUCGGCGGCCACUGAUGGGACGUGGACCAUUUCAAGGAAUGACGUGCUUCUCGUCUUCCCCUUCCAGAGUGUUCUGCGGGUCCAGGCAGGCAGCAUGUCAACACGUCUGGCAAUGUUCCUGCCUCUAACCCAGAAGCCAUGAAGGAGAUAAGGUAGCCCCCGUCCCUGGAUCGGAUUGGAUGGGGAAGCCCAGUUCAAUGGAUGCAAAAUACAAGGAUGACUUGUUCCGGAAGUACGUGCAGUUCCAUGAGGGCCAAGGGGACGCCACCCCCGGCAGUGAUGAGUCCCUGCGGGCGGCAGCCUCCACCCUGCUCAGCCUGCACAAGGUGGACCCCUUUUAUCGAUUCCGGCUGAUCCAGUUCUAUGAGGUGGUGGAGAGCUCCCUGCGCUCACUCCGCUCCUCCAGCCUGCGGGCCCUGCGCUGCGCCUUUGGCGUGCUCGAGACGGUGGGCGUCAACCUCUUCCUCUGCCCCUGGAAGAAGGAGUUCAGAAGCAUCAAGACCUACACGGGCCCCUUCGUGUACUACGUCAAGUCGACGUUACUGGAGGAGGACAUCCGAGCCAUCCUGAGCUACAUGGGCUACGUGCCCGAGCUGGGGACCGCCUACAGGCUCAAAGAGCUGGUCGAGACGCUGCAAGUGAAGAUGGUCUCCUUCGAACUAUUUCUGGCCAAGGUGGAGUGUGAGCAGAUGCUGGAGAUCCACUCGCAGGUCAAGGACAAGGGCUACACGGAGCUGGACGUGGUGAGCGAGCGCCGGGGCAGCGCGGAGGACGCGCGGGGGUGCGCGGAGGCCCUGCGGCGGCGCGCCGAGGCCCGCGAGCCGCUGUCGGCCUCCAUGGCGCGCAUGGUGCUGCAGAAGUCGGCCAGCGAGCGGGCGGCCAAGGACUACUACAAGCCCCGCGUGACCAAGCCCUCGCGGUCGGUGGACACCUACGACAGCUACUGGGAGAGCCGGAAGCCUCCCCUGAAGACCUCGCUGAGCCUGAGGAAGGAGCCGGCGGCCGCGGAGCCUGGAGAUGAGCUCAAGGACGAGAUCGUCCGCCCGCCGCCCUCUCUCCUGACCGUGGCCAGCUCCCCGCACGGCGGCGCCGACGACCUGCCGGCCCCCGCGCCCAGCAAUGGGCUCGGCCUGCUGCGCAGCCCCUACCUGCCCGGCCCAGACGACGUGGAUCUGUACACGGACGCGGAGCCCCGGGCCGCCUACCGGAGGCAGGACGCCCUGCGGCCGGACGUCUGGCUGCUGAGAAGCGACGCCCACGCCGGCUACCACAAGCGCUCGCCCCCCGCCAAAGAGUCCGCCCUCUCCAAGUGCCAGAACUGCGGCCUGGCCUGCAGCGCCGCCCUCUGCCAGCGCUGCGACAGCCUGCUGGCCUGCUCCCCGGCCGCCAAGCCCAGCGCCUUCCCCGGCAAGGCCUCCGGCCACGACAGCCUGGCCCACGGGGCCGCCCUGCGGGAGAAGUACGCGGGCCAGACUCAGGGCCUCGAGCGGCCGCCGCACCUCCACUCCAAGUCCAAGCCGCCCGCCGCCGCCACCUCCCGCUGUGGCUUCUGCAACCGCCCGGGGGCCGCCAACACCUGCACCCAGUGUUCCAAAGUCUCCUGCGACGCCUGCCUCAGCGCCUACCAUUACGACCCCUGCUGCAAAAAGAGCGAGCUGCACAAGUUCAUGCCCAACAACCAGCUGAACUACAAGUCCACCCAGUUCUCCCAUCUCGUGUACAGAUAGACGCCGCCCCGCGCCUCCUGCUCCAAGGGCUACGCCUCCGACCUUUCUGGUGUCCCGGGGAAGCAGCGCUAAGGCCUAGAUCUCAGAAGCAGGGCCCAGCCCUUGGCCACGCGGGUACUGGGGGCUCCUGGGGCCGGCCACCCCACGUGGGAGUUCCCUUACCGAUUCAGAUUAUUUGAGCUGAUGGCUGCUCUGUCGUCUGUCAGGAGGGAGGGUGGCGCUUCCGUUGGGAUUCCUUUUUGCUAAUCUCUCCACUCCCUGUUCCAUUUUUGGGGGGGGGAUUGUUUCUUCAAGAUAGUUUCUAUCUCUGGGACUCUUGCCGACCACUCACUCCCACGGCGAAGCCAACUUGGAUUGGGAAGGGCCCCCCGGGUCGCUUCCAGAUGCCCACCUGGAGCGGUGAGCUAGAGGCCUGUUGGCUUGUGAAAUGAGCCCUCCUGCCACACCGGGCCUCCUCCACUGGCUCAUACCUCCGCCGCCGUCCCCAGACACCGGGACCCCCGCCGGCACCCCCCACCUGCCUUCCCUGCCUUUACGCGUCAAUGGUGACCCGAGCCCAGGAUUCACUGAAUGUCAUGCUGUUGCCUGCAAAGCUCAGCGCAGCCGUGGGGUCUGUGAACUUGGCCCUCCGCUCUGCAGUGUGGACCUUCCACCACGGCACUGACCCCCUCCACCCACUUCUGUUGUUUGCACAUCCUUUUCUUUCCGUACUGUACAUAGAUAUUUUUGAGAUUUAUUUUUAAAUAAAUAUUCAACUUGC
Dama dama (fallow deer) is the source of this 3235-nucleotide messenger RNA. RefSeq names its product spermatogenesis associated 2 (gene SPATA2). The transcript has 3 exons. Lineage: Eukaryota; Metazoa; Chordata; Mammalia; Artiodactyla; Cervidae. Bases 928 to 2475 code for a protein of 515 amino acids. The record is from RefSeq and is a predicted model, not a curated record. Gene Ontology annotation, cellular component: cytoplasm. Gene Ontology annotation, biological process: protein K63-linked deubiquitination; regulation of necroptotic process; regulation of tumor necrosis factor-mediated signaling pathway.